Molecule: messenger RNA, 1458 nt
Organism: Vicia villosa (hairy vetch)
Lineage: Eukaryota; Viridiplantae; Streptophyta; Magnoliopsida; Fabales; Fabaceae
Exons: 3
Coding region: 1-1458 (485 amino acids)
Source: RefSeq, a predicted model, not a curated record
AUGGAGUACGAUGUUGCUUCAAGUUCAACUGCGAUGGCUGCUAUUGCGAGACGUCGGAGAAAAAUUAUAUUGGAUCACCGGAGACGCAAACGUCAUGGUAAUCUCCCGGGUACACCUACUGUCAUGCAACCUCCAGUUUCCGGAACCAUCCAGAACGAUGAUUAUCUUACACAUGGAAGUAGUUCCAUAGGUGGAAACCUCCAAUCAAAUGGAACUCCUAUUUCUGCACAAUGUCAACCGUCGCAUUGUUCAAAUGUUCAUGCAAUGGCUAGGAAGGGGAGGAGGAUCAUAUUGUCGAACCGGAGGAAUGGCCCACAUCACCCAGAUAAAGAAAAUAUGCCCAACCUCGGCGAUGCUGUUCCUUCUACCAGCACGACACCGACAUCCUGUAAUCGACGACCUCUAACUGACAACCAAUCUAGCCAUUCUAACACAGCCCCUUCCAAUAGACAUGUACAAGGUGUACUACCUCAAAAAAGGACCAGACUUAGUCGUCAUGCUCCCAACAACCUACUCAAAGACUUUAACCAAGCGGACUUCCAAGUACGUAACACCGACGUGGCUUCUACAUCUAAUGCCAGUGCAAACCCUCUCAAUGUUACUCGAAUUGUUGACACCGCAGCUCAUGGAACUACUGAGGCACACUCUAGCUCCGAAGAUGAUAUCAACUUGGGUGAGAAUUCUGAUGAUGAUUAUGAUGGAGUCGAUAAUGAAUCCUUCGUAGAUGCCUAUCUAGAAGAAUACUCUGACAUAGGGGAUCGAGUUUGGGAAUGUCAGUUUUGUCAUGCAUAUAUGUGGUAUCAGGAAAGGAAACAAAAAUCACAAAAUACCACUGUUCCUAAGUUCCACAAGUGUUGUAAGAGCGGAAAAGUUGUACUACCGUUACUUGCGAGCCCCCCUCCACUGCUGCAACAUCUUCUACAUAGCGGUACCAGUUCCGAAAGCAAAAACUAUCAAAGCAAUCUUUGUACAUACAACGCCAUGUUUUCCUUCACCUCUCCGGGAAUGAAAUUCGACAAAACCGUUGCUGAUGGUAGAGGACCUCCUACAUUACGCUUGCAUGGUCAAACAUGUCAUCGAAUAGGGACGUUGAUACCAGAAGAUAGAAGCACUCCGCAGUACACUCAACUAUAUAUUUUUGACACCGACAAUGAAGUGGAUAACCGAAUUAAAUGUUUCAGUGACAGCAAUGUGGUCGACAGAGGUGUGGUUGUUAAGUUGAAGGAUAUGUUGGACGACUGCAAUCCACAUGCAAAGGCAUUUCGAAUGGCAAGGGAUCUAUUGAAAGGCAAUCCUUUCUUAGACUUGAAGAUACGGCUAAUUGGCGAUCAUCCCCAAGAUGGCCGUGUCUACAAUACACCCACUGUAUCGGAGGUUGCUGCUUUGAUUGUUGGGGAUAUUGAUCCUGAUACAACGCGAGAUAUCAUCAUCCACGGCCGCAAUGGUCAUUUGCAAUAA